GAGUGCGUGAAUGACAUUUAGCCAAUGCAGCUCGCACACAUGCAGUAACUUAUUCAGCAAGAAAAACAACAAAAUGUCAGCUACGAGUUAGUACUACGGCAGCUCACUGAGUUGUUCUGUUAGAGCUUUCAGUUAGCCUUUGCUCUUUGUGCUAUAGCUAGCUAAGCAUGGAAUUCCUCAGGACUUUAAAACCCUUGUUUACUCUUCCCCAACACUGGAUACCUGUCAGGUGUAUCCCAACCAGAUGUUGCUCUAAUUUAGCUAAGGCCAGUGUCAAUUCAAGGCAGAGGAGGACAGCUGUGGACAGGUUCAGGACCCAGUUGUCCUCUGGUCCAAAUUUUCAGGAUUUCAUCAAAGGAGUUUCAGUUAAUAAGACUCAACCUGCAGAUGAAGAGUCCUCAGACAGACAUGGUUAUCUCUCUGAGGACUUGGAGAUGGGGAAUUCAAGGAGAGUGUAUUUUGAAACCUAUGGAUGUCAAAUGAAUGUGAACGACACAGAGAUAGCCUGGUCCAUACUACAGAGGAAGGGAUAUCUACGCACGAGUGAUUUAAAUGAGGCAGACGUUGUCCUUCUGGUUACAUGCUCCAUAAGAGAAAAAGCUGAACAGACCAUUUGGAAUAGACUACAGCAACUCACAGCUAUGAAAAGAAAACGGUUAAAGACCCACACACCAAUGAAAAUUGGGAUUUUAGGUUGCAUGGCAGAGAGGCUGAAGACUGAGCUGCUGGAGCGGGAGAAGCUGGUCGACGUUCUCGCAGGUCCAGAUGCGUACCGCGACCUCCCCCGCCUCUUGACUGUAGCUGACGGAGGUCUUCAGGCGAGCAACGUGCUGCUGUCUUUAGAAGAGACCUAUGCUGACAUCAUGCCUGUCCACUACGCCCCUCAGGGACACAGUGCUUUUGUGUCCAUCAUGCGAGGCUGUGACAACAUGUGCAGUUACUGCAUCGUCCCCUUCACCCGAGGCAGAGAGAGGAGUCGACCUGUCAGCUCUAUUCUUGAGGAAGUUCGUCUGCUCUCUGACCAGGGUGUGAAGGAGGUGACGUUGCUGGGUCAGAACGUCAACAGCUACAGAGACACGUCAGAAGAACAGUUCUGCGGCUCGGACCUGACCCAGCACAGCCGCGGCUUCAAGACGGUUUACCGAACAAAACAGGGAGGCCUGCGCUUCUCUGACCUGCUGGACCGAGUGUCACUCAUCGAUCCCGACAUGAGGAUCAGAUUCACCUCCCCUCAUCCCAAGGAUUUUCCUGACGAGGUUUUGCAUCUGAUUGCAGAACGAAGAAACAUCUGCAGCCAGAUUCACCUUCCAGCCCAGAGUGGGAGCAGCCAGGUCCUGAAAGCAAUGCGUCGUGGCUACACAAGAGAGGCUUACCUUGAUCUUGUGAAGAACAUUAAGAAAAUCAUCCCAGAGGUGAGUCUCAGCAGUGACUUCAUCUCCGGCUUCUGCGGUGAAACGGAAGACGACCACCAGCAGACUCUGUCUCUGAUCAGAGAGGUGGGCUACAACGUGGGAUUCCUUUUUGCCUACAGUAUGAGGAAGAAAACCAGCGCCUACCAUCGGCUGCAGGAUGACGUGCCGGCAGAGGUGAAGCGGCGGAGGCUGGAGGAGUGUAUCAGUGUGUUCAGGGAGGAAGCUGCGAGGGUCAACGCCGCUCUCAUCGGCAGCACGCGGCUCGUCCUGGUGGAGGGAAAAAGUAAAAGAUCAGCCGAGGACCUGUGUGGGAGAACUGAUGGCAAUAUGAAAGUGAUUUUCCCCAAAGAGGACGUUGCUGCUCAGUUCGCAGAAUCCAACACUGCACCGAUCAAUGCUGGAGACUAUGUGCUGGUGAAGAUAUCGUCGGCCAACUCCCAGAGCCUGAGAGGUCGAGCCCUCGGUCACAGCUCCCUGAGAGGCUCAGUGAAGCACUGUGAGACUCUGCCUACUCACCGGGUUGAUGAACGUGUGGCCUCAGUCAACACCGUCGAUUGACACAGGUGACAACACACUUUGUUCUAUUCUCUUGUCUGACUUUGAAGAUACAUGGAGGCUGUUUUUCUACAGACGAUGAGCUACGAAAACUGCAAUGGAUUAUUUAUGCUGUCGGUACCGUCUGUGUGUAUGUAGAUAUUAAACUACUUAAGAUACUGAAA
Molecule: messenger RNA, 2131 nt
Organism: Seriola aureovittata
Lineage: Eukaryota; Metazoa; Chordata; Actinopteri; Carangiformes; Carangidae
Gene: cdk5rap1
Product: CDK5 regulatory subunit associated protein 1
Exons: 13
Coding region: 168-1970 (600 amino acids)
Biological process (GO): negative regulation of cyclin-dependent protein serine/threonine kinase activity; tRNA modification
Cellular component (GO): mitochondrion; cytosol
Molecular function (GO): tRNA-2-methylthio-N(6)-dimethylallyladenosine(37) synthase activity; 4 iron, 4 sulfur cluster binding
Source: RefSeq, a predicted model, not a curated record